Molecule: messenger RNA, 1250 nt
Organism: Saimiri boliviensis boliviensis (Bolivian squirrel monkey)
Lineage: Eukaryota; Metazoa; Chordata; Mammalia; Primates; Cebidae
Gene: CLIC2
Product: chloride intracellular channel 2
Biological process (GO): chloride transmembrane transport; negative regulation of ryanodine-sensitive calcium-release channel activity
Molecular function (GO): chloride channel activity
Source: RefSeq, a predicted model, not a curated record
CUUGAUUCAAAUGUUAGGUCAGGAGGAAGAAGGAAAACUAAUUCAAGAGCUGCACUUAAGCAUCUAGAAUUUUCUGUGUUACCUCUUGAGAGAAGAGACUGGCUCCAGGAGUGAGACUGACUCAGUUCACUACACGCUAGAGUCUCUUCUUAAAGUGCCAACAUUACUUGAGUUUUUGGAUAAAAUUGAGAAGAGUCUAAAAGUGUUGUGGACUUUACAGGAGGCGGGAGGCUGACAACUGGCAACAGAGACAAAGAUGUCAGGCCUGAGGCCCAGCACUCUAGUGGACCCUGAGAUUGAGCUAUUUGUGAAGGCUGGAAGUGAUGGAGAGAGUAUUGGAAACUGUCCCUUUUGCCAACGCCUUUUCAUGAUCCUCUGGCUUAAAGGAGUUAAAUUCAAUGUGACAACUGUUGACAUGACCAGAAAGCCUGAAGAGCUGAAGGACUUAGCCCCAGGUACCAAUCCUCCCUUCCUGGUGUAUAACAAGGAGUUGAAAACAGACUUCAUUAAAAUUGAGGAGUUUCUAGAGCAGACCCUGGCUCCUCCAAGGUAUCCUCACCUGAGUCCCAAGUACAAGGAGUCUUUUGAUGUGGGCUGUAACCUCUUUGCCAAGUUCUCUGCAUACAUUAAGAAUACACAAAAGGAGGCAAAUAAAAAUUUUGAAAAAUCUCUGCUCAAAGAAUUCAAGCGUCUGGAUGACUACUUAAACACCCCACUUCUGGAUGAAAUUGAUCCAGACAGUGCUGAGGAACCCACAGUUUCCAGAAGACUGUUUUUGGAUGGGAAUCAGCUAACACUGGCUGAUUGUAGCUUGUUACCCAAGCUGAACAUUAUUAAAGUUGCUGCCAAGAAAUAUCGUGACUUUGACAUUCCAGCAGAAUUCUCAGGUGUCUGGCGUUAUCUCCACAAUGCCUAUGCCCGUGAAGAAUUUACCCACACAUGUCCUGAAGACAAAGAAAUUGAAAAUACUUAUGCAAAUGUGGCUAAACAGAAGAGUUAGGAUAGCUCUUACAGGAGAAAAGGCUAUGUUUGUAAUCAGAUUUUACAUAUUGACACAUUAGAAAGGGUUUGCCAAUAAGAAUAUAAAAAAUACUGCUUCUUCUAUCCAACUCUCUUAUGAAAAGAAACUCUAUUUUCUGUUAGCCAUAAACAAUCUGUCCACUGUGUAUUUUACAGUUCUUCAUACUUUUACCUAAUUUUCUUUAUCCAUAUGACAAGCCACUGCAAUCCUGAAUGACAUGGAAAGCAUC